AUGGCAGAUGACAAUUCCGCGCGAGAAGAUGAGGGUUUCGAGGAGGAAGAACUCGACGAGACCAGCUUCAGGUCCGUGAAAGACGCCGUUUUGUUCGCGAUCGAUAUUAGCAGUUCCAUGCUGAAGCCUCGUCCUUCUGCGGACCCUAAGAAGCCCGGUGAAGAAUCCCCGGCGUCGGCUGCUUUAAAAUGCGCAUAUCACUUGAUGCAGCAGCGCAUCAUAUCCAACCCGCAUGACAUGAUCGGGAUUCUGCUGUAUGGCACCGAGUCAUCCCAAUUCUACGAUGAGGAUGGCGAAAGCGCCGACCUCUCCUAUCCUCAUUGUUACCUCUUUACCGACCUCGAUAUUCCAUCGGCGGAGCAAGUGAAGGAGUUGCGAUCUCUGGCAGAAGAUGAAAAUGUGGCGCGGGAGAUCUUGAAGCCAUCAGAGGAACGUGUCUCAAUGGCCAAUAUGCUAUUCUGUGCAAACCAGAUCUUCACCUCCAAGGCUCCGAACUUCCUUUCCCGGCGCCUUUUCAUUGUUUCCGAUGACGAUAACCCGCACAGCGACAACAAGAGUAUUCGAUCUGCUGCAACUGUCCGUGCAAGAGAUCUGUACGAUCUCGGGGUCACGAUUGAAUUGUUCCCCAUCUCUCGUCCCGACCAUGAAUUUGACACAUCCAAAUUCUAUGAUGAUAUCAUUUACAAAACCUCUCCCAGCGAUGGCGAGGCACCGGCAUAUCUUCAGCCCGAUACAAACGCAACAACUGGAAAGGGUGACGGAAUAUCACUUCUCAAUACUCUCUUAUCAAGUAUCAACUCCAGGUCGGUGCCACGGCGAUCACUCUUCUCCAAUGUCCCUCUGGAACUCGGACCCAACCUCAAAAUAUCAGUAAGUGGCUAUCUUUUGCUCAAGCGACAAGAACCAGCUCGAAGUUGCUACGUCUGGCUUGGAGGAGAAACGCCUCAGAUCGUCAAGGGCAUCACCACCCAGAUGGCAGAUGAUACUGCACAAGCAGUCGAAAAGGACGAUAUUCGUAAAGCAUACAAAUUUGGUGGAGAGCAGGUUGCCUUCACGAUCGAGGAGCAGCAGGCCUUGAGAAACUUCGGGGAUCCUGUCAUCCGCAUCAUCGGCUUCAAGCCACUCACUGCGCUGCCUAUCUGGGCUAACGUCAAGCAUCCCUCUUUCAUCUAUCCUUCCGAAGAAGAUUACAUCGGCUCGACGCGUGUGUUCUCGGCCCUUCAUCAAAAGCUUCUCAAAGACGAGAAAAUGGCCUUGGUCUGGUUCAUUCCCCGCAAAAACUCCACGCCAACCCUGUCUGCUAUGAUUGCUGGUGCUGAGAAGAUAGAUGAGAAUGGUGUGCAGAAGGUACCGCCUGGGAUGUGGAUUAUCCCUCUUCCUUAUGCAGAUGACGUUCGAAAGAAUCCCGAGUCCACUAUGAACGUGGCACCAGAACCACUGAUCGAUACGAUGCGCGCAGUUAUUCAGCAAUUACAGCUUCCAAAAGCCGUUUACGACCCUACUAAAUACCCAAACCCCUCCCUGCAAUGGCAUUACCGCAUUUUACAAGCUCUGGCUUUGGACGAAGACCACCCAGGAACACCAGAAGACAAGACCAAGCCUCGAUACCGACAAAUUGAUAAACGCGCGGGAGACUACGUCCUCGCCUGGUCCGAAGAACUAGAUGCUCAAUCCGCCAAAAUGUUCGGCGGCACCGCCGCCACAAAGUCAACACUCGUUAAGCGCGGCCCGAAGGAACAACCCGAGACUGCAGAUGCGGACGCUCACCCAGCGAAGCGCGUGAAAACGGAGGGUGGUACUUCCGAACUCGAUGAUGAGAUCAAGCGAAACUUCGAGAAGGGCACAGUAGCAAAGCUUACAAUGCCUGUGUUGAAGGAGUUCUUGGUCUCUCAUGGUCGAGCUGCGGCUGGGAAGAAGGCCGAUCUGGUGGAUCGGGUUGAGCAGUACUUUGAGCAGAAGUCCUGA
This is a messenger RNA of Penicillium atrosanguineum, 1965 nucleotides long. RefSeq lists its product as uncharacterized. Gene Ontology annotation, cellular component: nucleus; Ku70:Ku80 complex. The transcript is spliced from 6 exons. Lineage: Eukaryota; Fungi; Ascomycota; Eurotiomycetes; Eurotiales; Aspergillaceae. The record is from RefSeq and is a predicted model, not a curated record. Bases 1 to 1965 code for a protein of 654 amino acids. Gene Ontology annotation, molecular function: telomeric repeat DNA binding; double-stranded DNA binding; damaged DNA binding. Gene Ontology annotation, biological process: cellular response to gamma radiation; cellular response to X-ray; telomere maintenance.